GCAGAUGGAGGUGUGUGUGUGCAUGCGCGCGCGUGUGUGUGUCAGGCGGUGGCAGUGGCUCAGUAGGCGGCAGAACGUCUGCUGCAGCUGACACAUACUCUACUCAGAACAACAGGAUGAGAAGAACCAGACUGAGGAGAUCAUAAGCAGGAGCAUCUGAGGACGGAGCAGUUCCCACCACAGCAGAAUCAUGAGUGUGGAUGAAGAUGCUCGCUGGCUGGAGUGGGUAACCAAACAGUUUGAGACCAUCGCUGGAGACGACAAAGAGAUUGACAUCGAUGAGUUUAAAACCGCGCUCAAAGUUAGAGAGUCUUUCUUUGCAGAGCGCUUCUUUGCUCUGUUUGACUCGGAUGGCAGUGGAUCCAUCAGUCUGGAUGAACUGCUCAAAGCUCUAAACCUCCUCAUCCACGGCGACGAGACCGACAAGCUCCGGUUCCUGUUCCAGGUCUACGACGUUGAUGGCAGCGGUUCCAUCGAUCCAGAUGAGCUGAGAACGGUUCUGAAGUCAUGUCUACAUGAGAGUGCAAUCUCCCUUCCAGAGGAGAAACUGGACGACCUGACGCUGGUUCUGUUUGAGUCAGCUGACAAAGACAACAGUGGCUCCAUAACCUUCGAAGAACUGAAAGCCGAGCUGGAGAACUUUCCAGAGGUGAUGGAGAAUCUCACCAUUAGCGCUGCUAACUGGCUGAAGCCACCUGAUCUGGAGCAGAAGAAGCCUCACACCCCUCGGUACCUGACCCGAGCCUACUGGCAAAACAACAGCAGGAAGUUGCUGUUCCUGUGCUUGUACACUCUGCUCAACCUGCUGCUGUUCGUCGCCGCCAUGUUGUACCACAGCUACGGUGGCGGCUGGUUCAUGCUGGCCAAAGGCUGUGGCCAAUGUCUCAACUUCAACUGCACGUUCGUUAUGGUGUUGAUGCUGCGCCGCUGUCUAACGUGGCUCAGAACCACCUGGGUGGUCAGAAUCCUUCCUCUGGACCAGAACAUCCUGCUGCAUCAGAUUGUGGGAUACGCCAUCCUCCUUUUCACACUGGUGCACACGGUUGCGCACGUCAUCAACUUUGCUCGGAUGUCGGAGAGCAGUGAGUUCAGUCUGUGGGAGUACCUGCUGACCACCAGGCCGGGGAUUGGCUGGGUAAAGGGGACGGCGUCAGUGACCGGCGUCAUCCUACAGCUGCUAAUCUGCCUCAUGGUGGUCUGCUCCAGCACCUUCGUCCGGCGCAGCGGACACUUUGAGGUGUUCUAUUGGACUCACCUGUCUUACAUCUGGGUCUGGAUCCUCCUCAUCAUUCACUGUGCUAACUUCUGGAAGUGGUUUGUGGUCCCAGGUUUGGUCUUCCUGCUAGACAAGAUCGUGGGAAUCGCUGUGUCUCGUAUGGGAGGCCUUUAUAUUGUUGAAGUCAACCUGCUGCCGUCCAAGGUGACGCACCUGGUGAUCAGACGUCCCCAGUUCUUCCAGUUUAAACCUGGAGAUUACAUCUACAUCAACAUCCCAGUGAUAGCCAAGUACGAGUGGCAUCCGUUCACCAUCAGCAGCGCCCCUGAGCAGUCAGACACCAUGUGGCUUCAUGUGCGCUCCAUGGGCCAGUGGACCAACCGCCUGUAUGAGUACUUCAGACAACCAGAGAGGCAGGUGGUUUGUCCCAAGAGACUGGCCACCAGCCUGAGGAAGCGCCGCCUGCAGGGGAAGCAGCAGAAGGACCAGAUGUUCCUCUCCUCUGACUCUGAGAGAGCGGUGGCUUCUAGCCAGGAUGACACCAUCGAGCUGACGAUGUUCCGACAGAAUGGAUCACAGUCCAGAUCGGCUUCGAACUCAGAGUCUCACAUGGAGUCUCCCCCAGAGGAGCCGGGGCUUGGAGAAAGAGGAGAGGUCCCCCCGCUCAGAGAGAUUUCUGCCAAGUCUGGUGAGAACCACAUGUUCUGCAACAUUAAGUGUUACGUAGACGGACCUUACGGGACUCCGACCCGGCAGAUCUUCGCCUCUGAACAUGCUGUGCUGAUCGGGGCGGGAAUAGGGAUCACACCUUUCGCCUCCAUCCUGCAAAGCAUCAUGUACCGGUACCGCAUGAGGAAGCACAACUGUCCCAACUGCAGCUACUCCUGGUGUGAGAACAUUAAAGAUAGCGACAUGAAACUGCGUAAAGUUGACUUUAUCUGGAUUAACAGAGACCAGAAGUCCUUCGAAUGGUUCGUUAGUUUGCUGACCAAACUGGAGAUGGACCAGGCCGAUGGGGAGCCGGAGGGUCAGUUCCUGGAAAUGCACAUGUACAUGACAUCAGCACUCAGUAAGAACGACAUGAAGGCCAUCGGCCUGCAGAUGGCGCUCGACCUUCUCGCCAAGAAAGAGGAGAAAGACUCCAUCACGGGCCUGCGGACCAGAACCCAGCCAGGCCGACCUCAGUGGGAGAAGGUGUUCCAGAAACUGUCCGAGGAAAACAAAGGAAAAGUGCAUGUGUUUUACUGCGGCGCUCCGGCUCUCGCCAAAGUCAUCAAAGCUCAGUGUGAACACUUUGGCUUCAACUUCUACAAGGAAAACUUCUGAGGAUGUCUGCUGUACCUCUGUUUAUUUGCUUAUACCUUUCUGAGGACAAAACCUGACAGAACCACAGCUCAAGGGGUUGCAAAUAAACACAGGGAGCAAACUGGGGUCCAACGGACAACUUAAUACUUUAAUUUAGACUUAGAUUUAGGUUAUGGUUAGAUUAAUGGCUAGAAACCCAGUUAUGAUCGCUAGGGACUGUAGUGUAAAUCAAAUGUCUCUGCUUAAUUAAUAAAAAAUAAUAAAACCAUG
This is a messenger RNA of Girardinichthys multiradiatus, 2791 nucleotides long. It is a transcript of the gene nox5, whose product is annotated as NADPH oxidase, EF-hand calcium binding domain 5. Gene Ontology annotation, cellular component: NADPH oxidase complex; plasma membrane. The transcript has 17 exons. Gene Ontology annotation, biological process: defense response; superoxide anion generation. Gene Ontology annotation, molecular function: superoxide-generating NAD(P)H oxidase activity; calcium ion binding. The record is from RefSeq and is a predicted model, not a curated record. The coding region runs from base 191 to 2542 and encodes 783 amino acids. NCBI's taxonomy places the organism in Eukaryota, Metazoa, Chordata, Actinopteri, Cyprinodontiformes, Goodeidae.